Molecule: messenger RNA, 1726 nt
Organism: Trichoderma asperellum CBS 433.97
Lineage: Eukaryota; Fungi; Ascomycota; Sordariomycetes; Hypocreales; Hypocreaceae
Source: RefSeq, a predicted model, not a curated record
GCGUGUAUGCAAGUAAUUUUGUUUGGCUCGCAUAGAUUGUGUGAGACAGAGUGACCGGGGUGUUUUUUCGAAGCUGUUGGGUUAUAAGAGAAGGUUGGUGGCCGCAUUGUUUCUGCGUUUUUGGAACCUUGGUAGAAACAUCCUCCGCUUGAAUAUCUUUCUUGCAUAACCCGAUUUCCUUUUUUGUCUGGUUUCCUUUUUUUUCCUUGAGUCAGUAUCUGGUAUCACUUUGUGCUUUUCUAUCCCUUCAGCAUAAAAUACAAAAAACAAAAGAAAAAUAGUGCACUUGUCGGCUGGUCCCUGUUACGAAUCACCCACCCAUCAUCAUCGCCAUCUUCACCCACCAAUCUGGUUAUUGGAAUUCAGUGUGUCGGUUUGGGAAUCGAAUCUAAGACACUAUCAAACGUCAUCACCAUCUCAUCUUUUUCACUCUCCUCAACCACACCUCCUCAUCCACAAUGCGUCCAUCAACAUUCCUGGUAUCAUCACUCGCCAUCUUCGGGGCUCACGCCGCUCCGGCACUCCCCAAGAUCGAUCUCAAAGAUGUAGCCGACCCGGCGGCAGCCUUGGAUGCUCUAUCAACUUACUUCAAUUUGAUUGCAUCAAAGGUCCAGACGUCCAAAGUACGCCCCGUUGCGCCGAUAUGCGACCUGUCCAAGGCACAGAUGCCUGCCAUGGCUGGGCUUCCACCUCCAUCUGCCGGCUUGAUUCCGCAUCACGUAGCCGUCGGCCGUGGCACCCAGAACUACACGUGUGAUACGAGCAACCCUAGCUCAGCCCCGGUAGCUGUUGGAGCCUUGGCUACUCUCUACAAUGUCAGCUGCAUCGCCGCCACCAACCAAGAUCUGCUGGAAAAGGUCCCUGCCAUGGUUGUCAACUUUGACUACGACGCCGUCACCUCCACAGGAUCACUCGGCCCCAUGGCGCUUCCUCCCAUCUCUGGCCACCACUUCUUCGUCGACAGCACGACGCCAUUCUUCAACCUGGAUACGCCCACUCUGGACAUUGGCACAGUGCCCACUUCCAAGAACAACAGCGCCCCUGCACCACCCACCGCCGCGAAGGGACCUUCAGGCUCUAGCGCCGUUGUGUGGUUGAAGCUCCUUGCCAAAGAUGGCGCAACAGGCGGCAUCAAGGAGGUGUACAGAGUCGACACCGCGGGAGGCAGCGCACCAGCUACCUGCCAGGGCCAGCCCGCCAACAUUCAAGUGCAAUACUCAGCAGUGUACUGGUUCUGGGGUUGAGUGGUGCGAUGGGCGGCGGGCAAAUGUCCUUUAUUUUUCUUCAUUGUAACUUGUUUUUAUUCCUAUCUUGAUUGCCCAGGUCUCAUACAUAGACUUGGUAGAAUAUUUCAUUAAUUAUCCGAGGGCUGGUUAGCGAUCUUUUCUUCCAAAGAAAUUGACUUUGAGUUGUGUCGGAUGAUGUAGGACGCACACGAGUAAUUUAGUACGUAGUGACCGCAUCGACACCGAAAUCGAUGGCCCUAAUGUGCACAAGGUACUCAGUAGAUGCGCGUGAGCUGCGAUUGGCCAUUUGUUGAGAGUAAGACUGCAAGGCCGCAGAAGUUUUGCAGCUGAUCUGUGCGGAUGCGACACAUGACGGAUUGCGGAAUGACAACAGGUACCUGCUUGCGCCGCAACAGGUUGUCGUGGGACAUGCUAUCUGUUGGAACAGUAUCCGUACCCAGGAGUUGGUGGAUUGAGACAGCAUACCGCUGAAGAGGGAC